AUGGAGAGCUGGCAAUGGCAGGUGCCUGUUUGUGCGCUCAUAUUCAUCCUCCCCACGGCUAUCGCAAUCCGCCUCCUUCUGAAGAGGACCGGCGGCGGCGGCGGUAGGGCCACGAUGGAGCCAUCCGAUCUAUGGGCCACAUGCUGGAGGAGCCUUCAUCCCCGGUGGUUGCUGUUGUACCGUGCUUUUCCACUCAAAUCACCAACUUCCACCAGAUUUAUGGUCCCCAUAAAUCCAUAUAUGAACCACAUCAAACAAAGACUUGGAUCCGGAUCGGGCAUGGAGUUGCUGCUCCCGCAAGGCGAUCUUCUCAGGCUGGUGAAGGCUGACGAGGAAGGCGGUGAGAUGUGA
Messenger RNA from Striga asiatica, 351 nucleotides. The record is from the annotation of a GenBank genome assembly. NCBI's taxonomy places the organism in Eukaryota, Viridiplantae, Streptophyta, Magnoliopsida, Lamiales, Orobanchaceae.